ACUAUAUAAAAGCCUUGCCGUGAAUGGUACGUUCAAGUUUCUCUCGUAGCUCGUUCAUCACCCAUCUGGCGCACUGGAGUCGUCAAGCUGUCAACUGUUUUUCUUUCUGACUUGGCCUAUAAGCUUUAAAAAUUACGUCCAUACAAAAUAAAGAAGCUCAGUCUGAAGCUUCUGUUGAGGUAAGAGAUUUCCUAUUUCUUGUAUUUUGAAUUUUAAAAUGCUUAGGGACGAUGUGGUCUUAAUAAUACUCAACCUUGUGAAGGCUUGUGAUAGGGCGGCUUCAGAACAUAAAAAUGAGAAAUGGAUAGGUCUAAUUCUAAUGAUUGAGGUUCUUUUGGGCCUUGUUUGAAAAUUCAUUCCCCUUGUGUCGGCAACCAGUCAAUAUUACUAAUAUAAUACUUCCAUACAACGUUUAUUUCAAAGAGAUUCGGAACUCAACGUAAUGGUAAGACAUACAUCUGGCAACCAUUUAAAAUAUUUGAAACGCAGUACGUGGCUAUGACCGCCAUGGCAUAAGUUGCCAUUAAGUAUAAGGAUCAUGUUAAUGUUAUUUUAAAUAGCCUGCACUCAACUUAACUGAAGACUAAUCUGUCUCGCUUAGUUAUGUUUAACUCCAUCUCUCCAUAUAGUUUACCUAAAACUCUACUUCCUCAUACAUUGUCGUUUUAGAUGAAGAUGGAAUAACAUUGUAAUGACUAUGAAUAAUGACUCUUACUUAUAACUUAUGACAUUUGUAUUUGAAUUUGAAACAGCUUCACACUCUGAAAUUAAGGAUAUGUAAAGUCUGUGACUAAGUUACUAACUCUAAGUAGUACAAUUUUUUAUAAUCUACCACUUGAGCGUCAGCCAAGAAAAAAUCCAGCUGUUCCGGAUGGAAGGGCUAUUUAAACGUAACUAUUAUUUAUUAUUUUUAAUGACAUUGGUUGUACGUAUUCAUUCCCAUAAUAAUAAUUUUUUUUAAAUAGAAAAACUAUAACAAUUUUUUUGAAAUAGACAAUGUGUGAAAAUGGAACUAUGCAUAGUUCUCCCCCAAGUUGACAAUGAAGUUUUAAAAUCUAUAAUUUCCACAAAAACGGUUGUUACAUGAAUCCACGUAAAUAUGCAGGGGAAAGAUCACAGACGCUUCUUGUGCCAAACUGUCUUUUUAGUUAACGCUUUCUGAGCAUUCACGUUUUCCACAUUCUGUGUGUGGACAACCGCGUUAUCUGGAUUAAAAAAAAAUAAUUGUAGCAUAUCAGUAGCUUGGCAGUAAUAAUUAUUUAAAUAUAUUAUUGUGCUAUAUAACUUUAUAGCCUCUAUACGGAAGCAAAAAUAUUAACAGACUCCAAUGUAAGAAUAAUUGUUUAAAUAGCCCUUCCAACCGGUACAACUGGAUUUUUUUCUUGGCCGACGCUCAAGUGGUAGAUUACCCAAUUUUUAACUGAGCCUAAAUACCAAAAUUUCACAAAUACAAAUUUGUGAGGCCUAGAUGAGUUUCCAGAUUUUUCUGGAAUUAUGGAAGUGACAUUUUAUUCAAUGCGCUGGGAGUGACUGGUAGAUGUUUAUGGUAAUAUUUAGGCCCAACAAAAAAAUGUAAUGUCACUACACUUUUCGUCUACCAAAACAAGGGCAGUGUGAAAUUUAGCAAGAAUUAAAACCAAACACUGGUUUGCAAUUAAAUUUUAAAUGUUCAUACCCCUGAACUAAAGUUGGUUAAUGGAAAGUUUUAUGAAAACUCUUUAACAGUACUCAGUACAGAUAAUACUGUUUUAGCUGUAAUUUUUUCAAUCAAAUCUAAGACUAGUGUUGCAAAUGAAACAAUGAAUUCGUUUUACAAUCAUAUUGUCUGUCCAAUGCCCAAUAUAUUUUCUGUCCCAAUCCCAAACAGUGCGGAAUAUUCUGUACUAUCUAGUUCAGGUAAAUUUUGGGUUAGUAUGCUUUUUUUCCCCAAAAGUUGUCUGCCCCUAAGCGCAGUGAUAUCACUUUGUGAUGUGAACUCCAUCACUGGACCUGAGUACUUAGAUCUAUUGUUUGACCUGAACGAUGUAUGGGAUAACUUGCCAGUUUUUUCACAAAAUAAAAGUAUUCUUCUGGGGAGCAGACCCCCGGACCGACACCGACCCCCCCCCCGAAAAUUAGAACAAAAACUGACUGCAUCAAGUAAACACAAAGGUACCAAUCCAAAUCUGAAAUCUUUUGAGUACAGAGCCAUAGACCAUGCGGUAUCUAUAAAACCUCUAUGAAAUAUAUUCUUUGGAUAAUAUCUCCAGCUUUACCACUAAUCCUAAAUCAGCCCUACUUUAUAUUAUAAUGCUAUGUAAAGUAUGUAUGUAUGCAUUUACUGGUGUUAUAUAAGUGUAAUUUAUAAACAGUCGGCAUUAAUAACUCACUGUAAAAAUCUCAGUUUGUAGAUUACCAGAAUGUAAAAGUAAAUUGAUCUCUUACAAAAAAUUUUUUUUCGUAAAACCUGAGGUUUAGAACCGGAUUUUACCAGAUUUUAAAAGGCUUGAGGAUAUGUUAAUAUGCUUUGGAAAUUUAUUUCCUUUUUGUAUUAAAACUUAGGUCAUGUUAUAAUAAACCAAAAGUACCAAUAAAACAUUUUGUACCAGAUGUCUGUUAUUUGUUGGUCCCAAUAUAAUCAGUUGUAAUCAACAGUUCUCUUUUUAUUAUUUAGAAGUUUGUUGUUUAUAUAUUCUGAGAGUAUUAUUUCCCUUUUAUCAAUUUAAACUUAACCAGAAUGAACUAUUAUACCUGCCACACUUUAAGUUAAUUUUAAUGAGUAGACUAGGUUUGAGGUUGAAUUGAACUACGCAACAGCCAUGUUUUGGAUACUCCUGUUCACUUUCAUGGCCUUGUACAGUGUUAUUUGGGAAUCACUGUACAAUUAUUUAUUUUUAUACUUGCUCUGUUGUUUCUCAAUUAAUAUUAUCUUAUACAAUUUUUUUUUCACUUUCAACUUACAGGGCAGUAGCUCGACUGUCUUCUUCAGCCAAAGUCCAGAGGCCGCUUGUGGAAUAAGGAGGAGAUUCAAUUUUAACGCCGAACCGCCGUGGGAUCCCAGCUAGUAUCUGUUGAACGCAGGCGUUUCCUUGGGCCAGGUAAUAUAACACGUGGCUAUUUUAAGAAAUUAGUUAUUUUGAGCUGUACCUUUCAAAUAGCAAGGCCAACGUUUUAGUCAUUCAAAGACCAUCACACUAUUCAGCCUAUACAUGCCAUUACAUAAUCCAAACACAUUAUUAAAGCUUCAUCAUGGCUAUUUUGAAUUUCAUUUCUAUUUCAGAUUGUUUGUACAACCCCGACUUGUUUCUUUUAGUCUAGUGACUUUGUAUUUCAAAUAAUUACCAUGAAGCAUAAGUAUUCAUCCAUUUCAUCUGUUGAAAUCAUUGCUGACCCCAUGCCCUGCAUGACCCAGCUAAUUCAAGACAAGAUUGAGCAGUUUGAGAGCAGAGUAAGCAUUUUUUUUUUUUUAGCUUGUCAAACUUGCUUAUGUACGAGUUAGCUUACUUACAUUUAAACUUAAUAUGUUUAUCUAAUCCCAGAUAGAAUCUUUUUACAAAACAACUUAAAAAAUGGAAUGCUAACCAUACAUUAUAUGGGAAAGGAAAUUAUAUUCCAUUUGCAUAUUUGAAUCAUUUUUAACGUUUAAGAGAAAGCAGGACGUUAGAGAGAAUGCUAGGGUUUGUUGGAUACUUAAGAAAAAUUAAAUGAUCAGAAUCUUAAAUUUAGUUGUUUAAUUUGGCACCUGUCAUGGCUGUUUAUUUUAUUCCCACCAAAUAAGAUUUUUUUUAAAAUUUAUAUUAACCUAGUUUUGAUUUUCAUUUUGUUAUUGGAUUUUUUAUCCAUUUCACUUAAAGGUUAAAAUGGUUUGUUGUAUUUAAUUUUUUUUUUUUUGUUUUAGGAUUGUGAAGAUGCCUUCUGUGUGUGUGAUGUUGGUGAUGUUGUGAAUAAGUUCAAGGCUUGGAAGGAGCUGCUCCCAAGAGUAGAGCCAUUCUAUGGUAAGCUAUAUAUUUUUAUUCACUUUUUGUUACAUCUUGAGCAUCCAUCUUGAAGUUCAACUGAUAAAUUUUUUAUUAAGGGCUCAUCAAUUCCUUUUUUUUUUAGCCUGCUGGCAUCAGUAGAAGUAACUCAGUAUAUGACUUGUCGAGAGUUGCAUUUUUUUUUUUUUUUUUAAUUAAAAAAAAAUAAAAAAAUUGCAAUUAAGACUACAGUAAAAGUAACUCAGUUUAUGACUUGUCUGAGUUGCAUUUUUUGUGUGUUGGCCUGAAGAUAAUGGUAUGUUGACGUAAUUGUCAAGUCUUGAAUUUAAGUAAGCUUGAUCAUUUCAAGUUAUAUUCCAUUGAUUAAUGCAAGCUUUAGAUCAGGUUUUAGAUUUGUAUUUGAUAGCACAUUAAUUUUACCCGUAUUACUGGUAAGGACAUAACAAGCUUUUGGAAUUUGAUAUUUCUCUUUGGUACAAGUAGACUGCAAUUUGUGGGAAGGUAAUUUUCCCGAAAAGUAAACAUUAUAUUCUGGCUAAUGUACUUCAAAAUUGUAUUCAAAGGACUUGAUGGGCCCUCAGAUCAGUUUUUCGUUAUACUUAUAAUUCUUUUUAUACACGGCCAGUUGUUGACCAGUCCAGUUGGCCAGAGCUUGUAGGGUUUAACCUCCCAUAACUUGAUGUUUGCUCGCUGCUAUGGAGCUAAUAGCCAUGCUCUUUCAAAGUCUUCAGAUAAUCAACUGUUAAGGACCAGAAUCACAUCAGGUUUACCAUCUACCUCCUCUAUCUCUCAUUGCUUUUUCAUCCUGUUUAUGUAUGUCAUUUCAUUUUUGUGCAUUUUGUUCUUUAUUAAUGUAUGAAAGUGGUGCAUUUGUAGUUUUAAUAUAAAAUAAAUGACUUUUUUUACAAGGUUUCAACUAAAUGAUUGGAUUUGGCUGAAGGACCAUUGUGUCUUGAUGAUUAUGUAUUGAUUAAACUUCAUGCAACUUCUUGGACCAAUUCAGAUGAUUAAAUAAAGCACUUGGCCAAAAUUGUUAGCGUUAUUUUUUUUUUUAUUAUGUACUGUAAGUGUAACUGAAGACUGAACGCUGUCUUAUUUUUUUAUGUGAAUAAAUGUAGCAUCAUCUCAUGCCUUGAAGACGUACGUUAAAGUAAGGAUGCUUGUCUCUCCUACAGUGAUAUGCUUUGUUUAUUUUAGCUUGCAAGUGCAACACUGAUGAAGUUGUUGUCAAGACCCUUGCAGAUCUUGGUGCUGGAUUUGAUUGUGCCAGCAAGGUAAUUAUAUUUAUUUUAAAAAAUCAUUUAUUUUUAGGUAUGCUGAAAUAACUGCGCAUCUGUUUCAGAUUUUUGUCUUGUUUGUUUAUGAAGUCCUGGUAUUUUGUUCAUAGUAUUCUUAAAAUGCUAACAAGUGUUAUUCGUUUAUUUAUAGGGGGAAAUCUCUCAGAUCCUAAAGCAUGGAGUUCCUACAGAGCGCAUAAUUUAUGCCAAUCCUUGCAAGCAGAAAUCCUUUAUAAAGUAUGCAGCCAAACAUAAUGUUGAUAUGAUGACCUUCGAUAAUGAGGCUGAGCUUGUCAAGGUUAAAGAACUUUACCCAACUGCAAAGUAAGUUAAAAUUAUUUAUUUGUUUCCAUAAUUUUGUAUUGCGUCAAGUCCCUCAACUAUUGUUCAUCCAUUUGUUACUCAAUUUCAGGAUGGUUUUGCGGAUCCUACCCGUAUCCGAUGUCAAGGUGCAGUGUAAUCUGGGAGUUAAAUUUGGUUGCCACCCCAACAAUGUUGCCAAGCUACUGAAGAAAGCCAAAGAGCUUGACGUAGAUGUCAUGGGCGUAAGGUGUGAUUUUUUUUUUUUAAUAUAUUUAAAAAAAUAUUUUUUAAAAACUAAAUUCAAUUAUUUCACAUCAAAUGAUGGGGCAAAUUACACUGCAUUCUUUAACUGAGUUUAUAAUUUCUGCAGUUUCCAUUGUGGUAGUGGUGUCCAGGAAGCUAGAGCGUUUUCUCUGGCCGUCAGUCAAGCUCAUGACGCAUGGCAGAUUGCAGUAAAACUAGGAUUUAACAUGACCAUGCUCGAUAUAGGUGGUGGCUUCCCAGGCCAGAAAUCAGCUCCUAUUUCUUUCACUGAGGUAAGUUAUUAAUUUCUCAGUUAGAAGCCUUUUUUUUCCUACACAUCUCACAAAAUUUUAGGCUAGGUUACUUCUUACAAAGUGCCUUGUCAAUUAUUACCAAUCUAUUUUUUAUUUUCAGAUUGUAAGCAUUCUCAAUGAUGCUCUAGAUACCUACUUCCCAGCAGAGAUGGGAAUUCGCAUCAUUGCUGAACCUGGUCGAUAUUUUGUGGCAUCUGCCUAUACCUUGGCAGUAAAUAUCAUUGCCAAGAGGACUGUUGCACGGGACAUCUCGGAUGCUGGUCAGUAUUUUUUUCCUACUGAUUAUAAUUAUUUUUUCAUGUUUUUUAAUAUUUUAAAUCUUUGUGUCGUUCACUUAAUAUUUUAAAUCUUUGUGUCGUUCACUUAAUAUUUUAAAUCUUUGUGUCGUUCCCUUAAUAUUUUCAAUCUUUGUCUUGACCAGAUGGUUGCAACCAACAGGGAGUGACCAAGAAUGAUGAGCCUUCCCAUAUGUACUAUGUUAAUGAUGGUGUUUAUGGAUCGUUCAACUGCAUUAUGUAUGAUCAUGCCCAUGCUGAGGCUCACGUUUUCUCGGUGAGUUUUGGAUUUCAGUUCUUAUUUUUUAUUACCAUCAUUCCCGAUGGAUGUUACUUAAUGCGCCAUUUGCUGCUCGUUCCCGGGGCGUAGCUACACACCUCAUUAACUUUAUAGAAGCUAUCCCUCGAGACUGAUUGGGCUUGAUUUCAGUUUUAAAAUCUGAAGUUGUCUCAUUUCACUUUCAGUUUGUGUGUGGUUUGGUACGUUGUAUAUGUCUAGAUCUAGCAUGUAUUCGUCUAUGUUCCAUUAUCCAUUUAUUGGUCCCUGUUCAUUAUUUUUUAAGCCUUAAAUGUGUUUAUUUUUCAAACUUAAUUUCUAUUUAUCCAUAUUCAUUAUGUCAUAUUUGGCAGCUUAAAUAUUUUUUUUACAAAUGUAUGUCGGUUGCAAAAUGGAGUUACUUUCCCUUGUCAGGCAUAUAAGUUAUAUGUGGAAGUAGCACUGCCAUUGGGAUUGAGUUAAACAUAUGUUGAAAUAGAAUGUUUUCAUUUAUUCUUGUAGGACUCUCCAUUGAGGUUCACAUCUUCUGUAUGGGGUCCUACCUGUGAUGGUCUGGACUGUAUCAUACAGGAAUGCCGCUUGCCAGAGAUGGAGGUGGGUCAAUGGAUGUAUUUCCCUGACAUGGGGGCCUAUACCAUAGCUGCAGGCUCAACCUUCAAUGGCAUGCCACGACCAACCAUCCAUUACAUCUGUAGCCAGGAGAUCUGGUAGGUGUUGCUCGAUGUUCCAUGUUUUUCUAGUCAAGGUGUCAACUAGAUUCAAUUUUAAAUUUGCUAGCAUCAGUCUUAAUGUGCUUAAUCUUUAAAGAAUUGUAUCAAAAUAUUUUUUCCCAGGGAUGAGAUCUACCCCGACCACUGCACUGCCAAGAGGCGUUGUGAAAGCAUGUCCUCUGAUGCUGACUUUCCCAGCAUCAUGGCCACUGGUCCAGAUGUGAGGUCUCUGCGCGAGGCUGCCAGCUCCAUCUCUUGCAUCGAGGAUGAGAUUGUCUUUGCUUGAAUUAGCUCUCCUGUAUUUUUGUGGUUCAUGUUACAGAGUUUCUUGUAUGUUGUUGAUACAUGGUUUUAAAUGGAUGUUUCAGUUUAAUCCUAAUUGUCAUUUGUUUGGUUACAUUUUGGUUUUGUUUGUUUUUUCUGAAAUCCAUUUUUCUGCUGUUGAUGUAUUUUGAUAUUACAGAGAUAAUAUAUAUUUUUUUAAACCCAUUUCUUUUAAAUGCUAGGACUACUCAAACCAUCUCCCACGUUUAGCUCCCAAGUUGAGCCGUUCGGUUUACCAUGAAUUUCUCACCUUUCAGGGACCAACCCUACCAUCUCUGGUCAUUUCCUCACUCAUUCCUUUUGCUGUUGAUUUCAUUAAGUAUGGGUUGUUGGCAACUUGCCAAUGCUAGAAUCAUCUGUAAAACAUGGAACAAUGUUUCAAAUUUUUUUAACAGCUUAAUUUAAUUAUGCAUAACACAUUUAAAGUCUUGAUUUAUAUUUAACUAAGUUUGAUAUUGUGGCUUGUCGCUGUCAAUAUUUAUGAAACCUUUUUGUAUUUGUGUGUUCGUAAGAUUUUCCAUUUCAUAUCAGGGAACAGGUAGAUGUAACUUGUCGUCAUAUUUUUUUUUUUAGGUAAGAAGCUUUUUUUGAGUUGGGGGUGGUUUUUUUUUCUUAUGUUGUUGCUAAUCUAGAGUUUUGAUGGAUUCUGGGUUUAGUUUAGUGGAAUAAGUUGGGGCUGUACAAGCAGUGGGAAACGCCUGCGAACACUUGGCCGUUUGUCUAAUGUAUUAUAGUUUAUGUUCAUUGUAUUGUUUUCUCUCAAUAAAUAUUUGGGGCUUUUCUUC
This is a messenger RNA of Lymnaea stagnalis (great pond snail), 8464 nucleotides long. Lineage: Eukaryota; Metazoa; Mollusca; Gastropoda; Lymnaeidae. The record is from the annotation of a GenBank genome assembly.